UUGACUGAUAAAAGCUGCUCGACGUUCGGCUGCUUCUGUCUGAGUUUCAACAGCAGCUGCGUGGAGCCGCUGCGCGUGCGUUUAGCCUGAGAUAGCCCGGUUUUUCAUGUAGUUUAGUUUGGAUUGUUGUCUCUGAAACGGUUUAAUAAUGGCGUCAGACUCCGUCAAACUCUCCAAGAACCUCUUACGCAUGAAGUUCAUGCAGAGAGGUCUGGACGCUGAGACGAAGAAGCAGCUGGAGGAAGAUGAGAAGAGGAUCAUCAGUGAUGAACACUGGUAUCUGGAUCUGCCAGAGCUGAAAGCUAAAGAGAACCUGAUCGUGGAGGAGAAGAGUUUCGGGCCCUGUGAGGAGCUCAGGUACGGACGCUUCUCCUUCAAAGGCUUCAACCCAGAAGUGGAGAAACUGAUGCUGUUGAUGAAUCCCAGAGAUGAGACGGAGACGAGAGACGAGGAAGACGUCAGCCGCAUGCAGACAGACGUCACAGAUGAAGAGAUGGCUCUCAGGUACGAGAGUUUGGUGGAAAGCAUGAAGAAGAAGUUUGCGAAGAAGCGCGAGAGAGCUGCGCCAGAAGAAGAAGAAGACGUGAACCACAACGCCGUGGAAACGACCACGAAGAGGAAGUUCCUGAAGCCGCAGGACUGAAGGACUCUGCUCAUUGGACGGUUUUUAGAGGGUUUUAAGUCUGCUUGGAUGUUAUACAUCCUGUUUUAUAGAGAGGUGUAUCUUUGACAUGACUCAGCGUUUUACAGUCUGUGCUGCAGCAUGACUCAGCGUUUUACAGUCUGUGCUGCAGCAUGACUCAGCGUUUUUACAGUCUGUGCUGCAGGAUGACUCAGCAUUUUUACAGUCUGUGCUGCAGGAUGACUCAGCGUUUUUACAGUCUGUGCUGCGGGAUGACUCAGCGUUUUUACAGUCUGUGCUGCAGGAUGACUCAGCGUUUUUACAGUCUGUGCUGCAGGAUGACUCAGUGUUUUUACAGUCUGUGCUGCAGGAUGACUCAGCGUUUUACAGUCUGUGCUGCAGGAUGACUCAGCGUUUUUAGUCUGUGCUGCAGGAUGACUCAGCGUUUUACAGUCUGCUGCAGGAUGACGUGUCAUUAAAUACACAGCUCAGUGGA
Sander lucioperca (pikeperch) is the source of this 1118-nucleotide messenger RNA. Its product is annotated as M-phase phosphoprotein 6-like. Lineage: Eukaryota; Metazoa; Chordata; Actinopteri; Perciformes; Percidae. The coding region runs from base 149 to 643 and encodes 164 amino acids. Gene Ontology annotation, biological process: maturation of 5.8S rRNA. The transcript is spliced from 5 exons. The record is from RefSeq and is a predicted model, not a curated record.